This is a messenger RNA of Rhinichthys klamathensis goyatoka, 945 nucleotides long. RefSeq names its product mitochondrial ribosomal protein L28 (gene mrpl28). Bases 28 to 789 code for a protein of 253 amino acids. The transcript is spliced from 5 exons. Gene Ontology annotation, molecular function: structural constituent of ribosome. The record is from RefSeq and is a predicted model, not a curated record. Lineage: Eukaryota; Metazoa; Chordata; Actinopteri; Cypriniformes; Leuciscidae. Gene Ontology annotation, cellular component: mitochondrial large ribosomal subunit.
CUUCUUUCUAAGGUUUUGUCCAACAAAAUGCCUCUACACAAGUAUCCACCAAAAAUCUGGGAAGCCUUGAAGCUGCAGACGGGCAUCUAUUCCCGUCUACCCCAGCACUACAUGCGCUCUGUGCAGGACACCACCCCUGCUACUCCAGUGCACUGGAAACCUCUGGGUGUCAAAUACAUUGUCAAUCCUAAAUCUGGACACAGAGAGCGAGUCCAGGAUGUGCCUAUCCCAGUUUAUUAUCCGCCAGAAUCACAGGAUGGACUCUGGGGUGGAGAAGGCUGGAUAUCUGGCUUUAGAUAUGCCAAAGGUGACAAGCUCUCUACAAGACUGCGCAAAACCUGGAAGCCCCAGUUGUUUAACAGAGAGCUGUACAGUGAGAUCCUCGACCAAAAGUUCACUGUAACCGUCACAUCUCGCACACUGGACCUCAUUGAUGCCGCUUAUGGCUUCGACUUCUACAUUCUGAAGACCCCAAAGCAAGAUUUGAACUCCAAGUUUGGAAUGGAUCUAAAGCGUGCGAUGCUUUUACGUCUGGCGCGGAAAGACACGGAUCUGUUUCCCGAUGACCCGUCUCGCAGGGAGAAAAUCUACAACCGCUACAAGCAGCAGUUUGAGAUCGCAGAGGAAGAGGCUGAAUGGGUGGGUUUGAGUCUGGAGGAAGCAGUUGAGAAACAGAGACUUCUGGAAAAGAAGGAUCCAGAGCCUCUUCACAAGAGUUUGGUGAAGCAGUUUGUGGAGGAGCUCACCAUUAAGAAGCUCUCAGAGCCUCAGAUAGUGGAGAAAAAAUGAUGAGGGUUCUCUUCUCUGCCAUUCUCUAUGUCUGUCAUACAGUCUGAAGAAUAAACAAUAAUGUAUUUAUUUUCUAUUAACAUCUCUAACAACUAUGCGCUUGUCUUCUGUAAAUAUGCCAUUUAUACUUAGUAAUAAAUUGAUUUGCCAAUCUGA